AUGGCACAGACACAGACACAGAACAAGAAGCAGACGCAGACACCUACAUCCCCGUCUACACCCACAUCCCACGUCUCCAUCCAAAGCCGCGCCCUGAACGAACAUCAAAUUACCCUUCUCGUGCGAAAACUCGAAUGCCACCUCCCGUGCUCGAUCCCUCUACUACGACGGAUUCAAUCCCAUCUACAGCGGGAAUGUGCAUCGACGACUGCGCGCAUCUUCGUCGCUGCCGUGCGUGGCGAUCACAACGCCAGCGCCAGCACGAGAUCCGACCCUGAACCACCCGAGCACGAGCACGAGCACGAGCACGAGCACGAGCGUGUUCAUCAAUGGGACCUCGACCUCGGCGCUUGGUUGAAUCUCGAACCCCAAUCACAAUCGCCCGACACCGACACCCCCGACCCCUGGAUCGCCGCACACAUUGACCUCGUCAACGCAGGCCAAACGCAGGUCUGGGUGUUCGGGAGCUGGGAGGCGGCGUCGUCGACCUCGGGCAAUGAGGCCGCAUCAUCAUCUUCUACGGACACGGAUACGGAUCCACACCCCCAUCCCCAUGCGUUGCUGCACAAAGGCCUCCUGAACGCCCUGUUCACAUAUAUCUCGCGCCACCUGAUCCCCUUACUCCCGACUAACCCGCCGGAAGAGUGGCUCUCCCUGGCCGCCACAGGGAAAUACCUCAGCAGGCCGUACUCGAGGGAUAAAGUCCUCUUCGGCGCCGUGAGCGACAAACUGUGGCACCUUUUUCCCGAGGGGGCCCGCACGAGGACCGACGCCGGGUAUUGGAAGUAUUUGUUCCGGAGGGACACAAGUUCCAGUCCCACCUCGAGUACGGCUCCGCUACCGCCCGGAUACCGCUUCGGCGCCAUGCAGGACGCGCACCUCCAACUCGUGCUGGAUCGCACGCCCAUCCCGCGCACGCUGGGCACGUUGCGCCAACUCGUUUCGAUAGGUGUGUUCCACGAGGAAGGCACUGUGCCUGUGGGAUGGGGCUUCCUGGGCAAGGACGCGAGUCUGUCGUCGUUGCACACGGAAGUCGAGCAUCGCGGACGGGGGCUCGCCGUCAGUUUGGGGGCCGAGUUGUGGAGACGUCAGCAGGAGCAAUUACAGAGCGGACAGGGUGGCAAGGCGGAUAGGGCAGAGCGAGGGGGAGGCGCCGUGGACGAGGUGGCUCAAGAAGCAAACAAGACCUCAACUUCAACGCCUCCGCCGUGGUGGGGACACGCCGACGUGAGCCAGCACAACGGGGCAAGCCGGCGGGUCAUGGAGAAACUGGGCGGCCGGCCGGCUUGGAUGGUCAUGUGGACGGAGAUGGAUAUGCGGGUGUUGUUGGCCUUGGAGGAGUAG
Messenger RNA from Cladophialophora yegresii CBS 114405, 1344 nucleotides. RefSeq lists its product as uncharacterized. The record is from RefSeq and is a predicted model, not a curated record. Lineage: Eukaryota; Fungi; Ascomycota; Eurotiomycetes; Chaetothyriales; Herpotrichiellaceae. The transcript has a single exon. Bases 1 to 1344 code for a protein of 447 amino acids.